Molecule: messenger RNA, 867 nt
Organism: Mucor velutinosus
Lineage: Eukaryota; Fungi; Mucoromycota; Mucoromycetes; Mucorales; Mucoraceae
Exons: 1
Coding region: 1-867 (288 amino acids)
Source: RefSeq, a predicted model, not a curated record
AUGGUUGAUAAUCAGAAGCAAAAUACGAGCGGGUGGCCAAGCGAUUGUUUUGAAAAAGAAAAGUUCAAUAUAAUUGAAUUCUAUCACAAGAUUUUGUGGACCAGUCAGCAAGAACAAGAACGGUAUCAACAGUAUGAUGAUCACAACAAACCCCGAAAAAGAGUUACGUUUUCUGCUGAACCCCCACAAAUAUAUGAAUAUGAACCUGAGCAUACAACAUCCACACUGACCACCAGUUUCCUCUCUGAAUACAUCAAGCGAAAAUUAUAUCCCGUACAAAAUGAGCGAUUCCCAACUAAACGGCCGCAACAAAAGUCGCCUAAACCACCACUGUUAUUGGGGGACUACUUCAUGGACAAAACCACCGUACGAGUUCGCUCCAUCACAAAUUUCAAUCCUGUUCCAAACCAAUUUUAUAGACAACAGCAAGAGCAACAACAGCAAGAAGCGCCAACUUAUUGUAAAUCCAUGCACACAUUUGAUUCAACCUUCAUGCACAUGGAUAUGUCUUUUGAUAUAGAACAUCAAGAAGACAUGUACGCCUUAUCUACCUGUGCUCCUGCUAAUUUAGAGGAUUCCAUUACCACAGUACCAUCUCCUCCUCCAUCUUAUAAUGACAAAGAGUGCAUGAUCAAAAGUAAAAAGAGUUUGACUGGUGGGCUUAAAAAGAGAAUAUCCAUGAACUUUUGGUCAUCUCAUAGUGGCGGAUCCGCAUCUUCCACCACUACAGAUUCCAAUACAGCAGUAGCAGAGAAAAAAGGCAUCAUAAGAACACUACGAAAAAUUAAAUCCUCACCAAAGUUAAUGAUACAAAGGAGAGCCUCUGUAGCAUCCCUGCGCAAAGAGGCGUCGUUUUUAGGUGCAUGA